AUGGUUUUUACCCAGAGAGCUCUGGAGAUGGACAGAGGUGAGUGUGUGUCUCUGUGGUGUGAGGAGGUGGAGGAUGAGCAGAGCCAGACUGAGCCACAGAACCAGCUCCAGAUUAGGGGUCCGGCUCAGCUACGAGCCGCCUGGGACCCCAUCGUGUCGGGGCACCGUGUGAUCCAAAGGUUGCUCCACGUGGAGGAGAGGUACCUGCCCUCCACCCUUUACAUCACUCUCAUCCAAAGGGACCCUGAGCGCAGGGAGGAGCUCGCCAAAUGGGCCCUGGAGGUGUGCUGUGAGUGCGGCUGUGACGAGGCCGUCUUCCCCUUGUCUGUCUCUCUGCUGGACAGGUUCUUGUCUGACUCUCUCUCUGUACCCGUCUCACCGUACUGCCUAGCUGCCGGCUGCAUCCUCAUCGCAUCAAAACUCACAGAGUGUGAAAAUGUGACUGCUGACACCCUCUGUGCUGCAGCUGAAUACAGCUUCCAGCCUUCAAACCUGCGGGAGAUGGAGCGUGUUAUCCUCGCCACCCUCCGCUGGGACACAGCAGCAGUGACUCCUCAGGACUUCCUCCCACACUUCCUUGCCCUCUUGCAGGAGGAGAGAAGAGAUGGAGACAACAGGGAGUCUGAAGGGAACCUGCUCUCCACCCUGCGGCGGCACAGCGACACUCUUGCUGCCAUGUGUGCCUGUGACUCCCGCUUUCUGGGAGCUCCUCCAUCACUUGUUGCUGCAGCAUCCCUGAACUGUGCCCUAAGAGGCCUAGGCAACAGGAGUCCCACUCAUCUGGCUGCUAUGGGUGAAGCACUGGCAGAGCUCUGUCAGACUGACUUGGCAGUGCUGCAGUGCUACAGUGAGAUGAUCGAAUAUGCUCUACGGCAACGGCUGAGGUCAGGGCUUCAGCAGGGCCCCAUGGAGAAGGAUGAAGAGGUGGAGACUGAGAGGCCUGGGACACCUACAGACAUGAGAGAAAUUGAUUUCUAA
This is a messenger RNA of Cheilinus undulatus (humphead wrasse), 978 nucleotides long. It is a transcript of the gene ccndx, whose product is annotated as cyclin Dx. Gene Ontology annotation, molecular function: cyclin-dependent protein serine/threonine kinase regulator activity. NCBI's taxonomy places the organism in Eukaryota, Metazoa, Chordata, Actinopteri, Labriformes, Labridae. Gene Ontology annotation, biological process: mitotic cell cycle phase transition; positive regulation of G1/S transition of mitotic cell cycle; regulation of cyclin-dependent protein serine/threonine kinase activity. Bases 1 to 978 code for a protein of 325 amino acids. Gene Ontology annotation, cellular component: cyclin-dependent protein kinase holoenzyme complex; cytoplasm; nucleus. The transcript is spliced from 5 exons. The record is from RefSeq and is a predicted model, not a curated record.